This is a messenger RNA of Strongylocentrotus purpuratus (purple sea urchin), 738 nucleotides long. RefSeq lists its product as uncharacterized. Bases 1 to 738 code for a protein of 245 amino acids. The record is from RefSeq and is a predicted model, not a curated record. NCBI's taxonomy places the organism in Eukaryota, Metazoa, Echinodermata, Echinoidea, Camarodonta, Strongylocentrotidae. The transcript has a single exon.
AUGGCUGGUCUUUCCGUAGAUCUCACCAUCGAACAGGUCCUAAUGAGGAGUAUGAAGACCAGCGGUGGCCUGACGAGAGGGCGAGGCAUGGCAGAGCAACAGCGUCUCAUAUGGCUGCUCUCCAUGCCUGCCUGUGCUGAAGUCAACAAUGCUAUUCAACAGCUUACAGGUGUAAACUAUAACACUGGUGAACAAAACAAGGGCAUGCAAAAUGCUAGACAAGCACGUGACAUGAAAGACACACAUGCAGUUAUCAGCUGUCUGAAAGAGAGAAAACCCUUCAGCUCAGAUCCGAGCUUGCGCAGCAUUUCGACAUGGGUACAUGCAACCACAAAAGUCAAUGUGGAUUCAGCAAAAACUGUUGGAACAGCAAUCCUGACCAACAUGGAUGGACAAAUUGCUGCUGACUACACAUUCAAGAGGAAGGAUCAGGCCAUCACCUUGGCUUUGAAAUCGGCAGUAAAGAUUGAUGGUGAGUCAGUACAAGUGGAUCCCCAGCUGCUUUUCCAGCGACUGACAAUUGCUGCGAAAGCUACAGAGGCUCUAGAGUCUGUGUUCAAAUAUGAGCUGUGCAGUUACCCACCAACUCUGUUUGAUUCCUCACUGCUGUUCCGACAGCCACAUAAGCCAGUGCUAGCAGAUGCUAUCAGGACACUCCUGACAAAGGAUGCACCAGGAAUCACAGGCCAAGUCCACUACGUGUUGGAUGUUGGGACACUAGUUCAGCGCAUUCCAUAG